Aspergillus wentii DTO 134E9 is the source of this 1788-nucleotide messenger RNA. Its product is annotated as putative ubiquitin conjugating enzyme E2. The transcript is spliced from 3 exons. The record is from RefSeq and is a predicted model, not a curated record. The coding region runs from base 493 to 1788 and encodes 431 amino acids. Lineage: Eukaryota; Fungi; Ascomycota; Eurotiomycetes; Eurotiales; Aspergillaceae.
UUUCACUCCUGCCUGUCUGCUGUCAACCAAACCCCGUGACCACCAUCUGACCAAAAUGACCAAAGUACCUUACAUAAUCAAUUUGCUUUCCUAAAACGCGACAUAUACGCGUCACAGUCACCUGACCCUUACACCGCGUUUGUUUGGAGGCCGCAUCGGGCCUAGUGCGCGUUUUGCCAGCAAUCACAUCACCACAACAAAGAACAACGGGGCAACCGAAUCUGGCCGGCACAGCGCUGCGAUCGACGCCAUUCUUCAGCUUCUUUGUGUGGUACGGGAUUACGGAUACUAUUUUGAGGACAUUGCGAGUGAUAAGAUUGUUUCAUCUAUUCGGACUCUAGAACAAGAAAAGUUAUUUGUCUACUGGUUGAUUGGGGGGUUUCAUAUUCACCACCACCUCACUGAAUUGAAGCUUGCCAGUUUCUCUAGUUUCAAGUCUUCGGAUUUCGCUUUCCCCAAAUUUCAAUUUGGACUAUAUCAGUCCCAGACAUCAUGCCUUCGGGUUUCAAACGUCUCGCAGCGGACCACGCCGCCUUAUACGACUCCGAACUCCCUCCCAACUAUCUCUUCCCCUCAGACGAUGGAGCCGAUGACCUCACGCAACUCACUACCUUGCUGGCCGGGCCGCAGGGGACACCGUACUCACAGGGCUUGUGGCGAUUGCAUCUUAAGAUGCCCGAAGACUACCCCAAGAGUCCGCCGAAGGCCUCAUUCAAGACUAGAAUAUGGCACCCGAAUGUGGAAGAGUCAACGGGGGCAGUGUGUGUUGAUACGCUGAAGCGGGAUUGGAAGCCAACGCUGACGUUGAAAGACGUAUUGAUUACAAUUUCCUGCCUUCUUAUCUAUCCGAAUCCUGACUCUGCUUUGAAUUCGACGGCUGGUGCUAUGCUACAGGAAGAUUAUGGGGCGUUUUCCCGUCAGGCUAAGUUGAUGACGUCUAUCCAUGCCCUGGUCCCCGCGGAAUUGAAGACAGCGGUGAUGGAGGCAAAGCUUAGAGGGGAGGAUGCAGGGACAGUCAUUCAAGAACAGGAGGAGUCUCGCUCAUUGCGAUCACACAAGGGAAAACGAGUUCAAUCAGUGACGAUGAAGAAGAAUACCCGGAAUAAUAAAAACCAACACGAUGACGCAAGCACCCACCAACCACCGCAACCAGAAGACCAAAUGGAUGAACAACAAGAACAAGACAUGGCAUCAUCAGAUGACGAAAAUGAAAACCCCGGAGGCGGUGCAAAAGAGAACGACCCUUCAUUGUCUCCCCUGCCAGUCAAGCUUGCGCCUCCGAGUCCGAGGAAGAACGCCCACGGUAAACGGCCAUUGUCUGUUCUUACAAUGCCGGUGGACUCGGACUAUACAACAAUGGAGGUAGACGAUAAUGAUGUAGACGGCAUGACUGCCUCUGAGAAGAACAUCGCCGCCAAUUGCUCCCACGAGGAUCGUGACCCCUCACCUCUUAGAAAGUCUCCGAAACUCUCCGUCCUCGAUAAAGGCAUCAAUGCUCACCCCGGACGACCACGGGAUGAAGUCAAGAUAUUCGAAGACAUCCCCGACCUACACCGUCGAACCAGCGGAGACGGCAAGGAAAACCGCGGCGCUUUCACAGGCCCAAGAGACAUGGCCAUAGCCACCAAGAAGAGCAACCCCAACUAUCCUCCCACAAUCCUCGCCCCAUCCACAUCCGCUACCGCUCCAUCAGGCUCCAAAAUGGCUAAAAAGCCAGUUUUCGGUUCACGAAAGGUAUCUUCCGGUUCUACAAAACCAAAAGCCCGAAUCGGUAUCCGCAGACUGUGA